Molecule: messenger RNA, 491 nt
Organism: Saprolegnia parasitica CBS 223.65
Lineage: Eukaryota; Oomycota; Saprolegniomycetes; Saprolegniales; Saprolegniaceae
Exons: 1
Coding region: 8-466 (152 amino acids)
Biological process (GO): N-terminal peptidyl-methionine acetylation
Cellular component (GO): NatC complex
Molecular function (GO): protein-N-terminal amino-acid acetyltransferase activity
Source: RefSeq, a predicted model, not a curated record
GUGGAGGAUGACGGUCGUCGAGUACGCGCAGUAUGGCACCGAGGCCGAGCUCCCGGAGAUCAUGAGCCUCUUCGAGAAGGACCUCUCGGAACCCUACUCGGUGUACACGUAUCGGUACUUUCUCUACAGCUGGCCCGAGCUCUGCGUCCUCGCGCGCUCCGAAGGCGUCAUUGUCGGCGCGAUCGUCUGCCGCCUCGAGGAAACCCAAGGCGUCAUCAAGGGCUACAUCGCGAUGCUGGCCGUCGAGAAGAGCUUCCGCAAGCAUGGUAUCGGGUCCGCGCUCGUGCAGAAGGCCAUCGACCAGAUGAUGCGCAUGCGCUGCGACGAAGUCGUGCUCGAGACCGAGAUCACCAACGUGGCCGCGAUCCGAUUGUACCAGAACUUGGGGUUUGUCAAGGACGAGCGCCUCCUCAAGUACUACCUCAACGGCGUCGACGCCUUCCGCCUCAAGCUAUGGAUGCAUUAAUACCAAGCCAUCCUCCUACCUCGUC